GGCGGGGCCUGAUGUGCUCUGCCGCUGCGUGAGGUGUCGGGAUCAGAGGACAGAGGCCUAAGCACAUGGACUGGAAACUGGAAGGGAGUGCUCAGAAAACAGAGUCACAUGUGCUGCAGGAGCAAGAAGUCGUCCUAGAGGACACAGGCGAAGAUGGCAUCUCUGAAAGCUUCCAGCUUUUACAGAUUGACGUGGAAUGUGAGCAUCAGGAGAGAGAGGCCCCACCCACGGGCAGUGCAAUGUGGUGCUCGAAAAAUGUCCAAAGAAAACAGAGACACUGGGAAAAGAUAGUUGCAGCAAAGAAGAGCAAAAGAAAGCAAGAAAAAGAAAGAAGAAAAGCCAAUCGUGUAGAAAAUUCAGGCAUCUGCCCCCCGCACAGCAAACGUUUUCUGAGAUUCUUAACCAAGGAGAAACUUUUGGAAGCCAAACACUCAGGACCAAGACUCUGUAUCGAUUUAAGUAUGACCCACCACAUGUCUAAGAAGGAACUAAGUAGACUGGCUGGACAGCUCCGAAGGUUGUACGGUUCGAAUAAAAAAGCUGACAGGCCGUUUUGGAUCUGCCUCACUGGAUUCACAACAGACAGUCCCCUGUAUGAAGAGUGUUUGAGGAUGAACGACGGAUUUUCUAGUUACCUGCUGGACAUAACAGAAGAAGACUGCUUUAGUUUAUUCCCCCUGGAAACCCUUGUGUACCUGACUCCUGACUCAGAACAUGCUCUUGAAGAUGUUGAUCUAGACAAAGUUUACAUCCUUGGUGGACUUGUGGAUGAGAGCAUUCAGAAGAAGGUGACAUUUCAAAAGGCCCGAGAACACUCUGUCAGGACAGCCCGCUUGCCAAUCCAGGAAUACAUGGCCAGAAGCCAGAAUGGGAAAAACUAUUAUUCAGAGAUAUUGGCCAUCAAUCAAGUAUUUGAUAUCCUGUCCACUUACUUUGAGACUCAAAACUGGCCUGAAGCAUUGAAGAAAGGGGUUUCUUCCAGAAAAGGCUAUGUUCUUCGGAACUUAGUGGAUGAUGGACAGCCUAAGAUUGUACCUGAAGGAGGCGAAGUUGCUGGAGGGGCCUUGACCCAAGAGUCAAGCAAACGGUGGUGAUGGCACACACUUGCCUUUACUUAACAUCUUGGAUCUUCAUUAGAAUAUACAUUACUAAUAACAGGGACCACAUUUUAUGCUCUUUUGUAUCUCCUAGAGUGCCUGGCUCACAGGAAGUGCCCAGUAUAUCCUAAGUAAAGUUUACAUAACCGAGAAUUAGCCCU
Messenger RNA from Molossus molossus (Pallas's mastiff bat), 1258 nucleotides. It is a transcript of the gene TRMT10B, whose product is annotated as tRNA methyltransferase 10B. The record is from RefSeq and is a predicted model, not a curated record. NCBI's taxonomy places the organism in Eukaryota, Metazoa, Chordata, Mammalia, Chiroptera, Molossidae. Gene Ontology annotation, cellular component: nucleoplasm; nucleus. Gene Ontology annotation, molecular function: tRNA binding. Bases 66 to 1094 code for a protein of 342 amino acids. The transcript is spliced from 9 exons. Gene Ontology annotation, biological process: tRNA N1-guanine methylation.